Acanthoscelides obtectus is the source of this 881-nucleotide messenger RNA. NCBI's taxonomy places the organism in Eukaryota, Metazoa, Arthropoda, Insecta, Coleoptera, Chrysomelidae. The record is from the annotation of a GenBank genome assembly.
AUGAAGAUAUGUCUACGCUAUCUUGGUGACCUUGGAUAUCAACAAGGUAUUGCUCAGGAACUUGGUGUUAGUCAAGCAAUGCUAUCUCGGACUGUGGAUAGAAUUGUGCACAGCAUAGUUGCACAGUCGAACGAAUGGAUCAAGUUUGCAGCUACCAGCCAUGAACUGAUGGAGGCCAAGCGGAUAUGGCAAAGCAUGUAUAAAUUUCCGACAGCAAUUGGUGUAAUUGAUUGUACACAUAUAGGAAUCCUGAAACCAAAUCGCCAUGGAGAUGAGUAUAUCAACCGAAAGGGGAAACCUACUUUAAAUGUGCAAGCCACUUGUGAUGCCAGAGAGAUGUUCUCAAGUGUUGAUGUCACUUGGCCUGGAUCAGUGCAUGAUUCCAGAAUAUAGAGAAAUUCACAGACUAGAUCACAACUAAUAAAUAAAGCAAAUGUACUACUUGGCGAUGACGGUUAUGGUAUUGAGCCAUGCCUUAUGACUCCCUCCAGAAAUCCUACUCCAGGUGCAAGAAUAAAUUAUAAUAAGCUUUUAGAACAAGAAAGAGUUAUAAUUGAACGCUGUUUCGGCCAACUGAAACGCCGGUUUCCUAUCCUACUGUAUGUUUGCCGCGUAAAGUUGGAAAAUGUGCCGAAAAUAAUUAUUGCUUGUAUUGUACUCCAUAAUGUUGCGAAGAGCUUGGGCGAUCCUGACUUUGAUUUAGUUGAACAAGACCCAGAUGGAGAUGAAGGAAAUCAUGAGAAUGACGAACUUCCUCUCCGCCAACUAGGUCAACAAUUAAGAAGAAACUUGAGUAUUAUAAUAAAUAGUUAUACUGAUUAAAGUAUAUUUAUAAGCUAUAAUAAGUUUUAUUUUCGUGAACAUCAUAAGUUACAGGUGGC